Micropterus salmoides (largemouth bass) is the source of this 757-nucleotide messenger RNA. RefSeq names its product guanylate cyclase activator 1d (gene guca1d). The transcript has 4 exons. Bases 127 to 684 code for a protein of 185 amino acids. Gene Ontology annotation, molecular function: calcium sensitive guanylate cyclase activator activity; calcium ion binding. Lineage: Eukaryota; Metazoa; Chordata; Actinopteri; Centrarchiformes; Centrarchidae. The record is from RefSeq and is a predicted model, not a curated record.
UUCGAGGUUGUCUGGAUUUGUGUCUCUCUCUAAAACCCUCUCCCUUCCAGGUGAGGAGGAUCCCCCAGGCUUCCUGCUCUCGGAGGAUUUUGUUCACCUCGGCGCACCCCCGUCGGACCGCCACCCAUGGGGAACCACGGCUCGAACCUGGACGACAUCCUGGCGGAGGACAUGCACCACUGGUACAACAAGUUCAUGCGAGAGUCUCCGUCGGGCCUCAUCACGCUGUUCGAGCUGAAGGCCAUCCUGGGCCUGAGGGGCAUGACGGAGAACGCCAACAGCUACGUGGAACAGGUCUUCUUCACCUUCGACAUGGAUGGGGACGGAUACAUCGACUUUGUCGAGUACAUUGCGGCCAUCAGUCUGAUGCUGAAAGGAGAAAUCAACCAGAAACUAAAGUGGUACUUCAAACUGUUCGACCAGGACGGCAACGGCAAGAUCGACAAGGAAGAACUGGAGACCAUCUUCUCGGCCAUCCAGGACAUCACACGGAACAGAGACAUCGACCCCGAGGAAAUCGUCUCGCUCAUAUUUGAGCGGAUCGAUGUGAAUGGAGAAGGUGAGCUGACCCUGGAGGAGUUCAUCGAGGGCGCCAAAGACCACGACGACAUCAUGGACAUGCUGAAGAAAAUGAUGGACCUGACGCCAGUGUUAGUCAUCAUCGUGGAGGGCCUGAAGGGAUGACAGCGCUCUGGCACAAAGACUGACUGAAGCAGAAACCCUCCCCACCCCAGAUAAUACCCAUCAACCCUCACUG